GUCUUUGUAGAUCAGUUCCAUYCUAGACGACAAGGUAUCUGAUCGUCAGUAGAAUCCUGUAAAAGCUAUAAAGAUGUUGACAUUGAAAGGAACUGUCGUGUUGGCCUUAGGCCUAGUUACCAUCGCCGUCGAAGAUGCCUUCACGAAGCAAAUUUCUACAUGUACAACUGGUUGGUGCCUGAAUGGGGGAGCGUGCUCGAUCGUCAAUGGCUCCACGCAUUGCAGCUGUCCUGCUAAUUUUACUGGGAAGCGAUGUGAACUUGAUGUUGAUGAGUGUUCUACAUUAUCUCAGUCAUGCAAGAAUGGAGGAAUAUGUACCAAUAUAAUUUGUUCUAUUAACAUCGAUGAAUGCAAGACAGAUGAUGGGUACCCUGUUUGUCAAAAUGGCGGAACAUGUGUUGACAGGGUGGGGUCGUACAAGUGCAUAUGCCCUCCUGGGAAGACAGGCCUUAUAUGUCAAUUCGAUGACCAGUGUACAUCCAGUCCAUGCAGUGUUAAUGCGACUUGUUUAACAUCUCCAUUUGGGGAGGCAAUUUGCAUGUGCUYUAGUGGAUGGACUGGGCCAAMUUGUGAUAUUGAUGUCCAGGACUGCAAUGUAGAUUAUUCUCCCUGUGGGAAUGGCGGAACAUGUAGAGAUAUACCUGGUAGCUAUGUCUGUGACUGUGUUCCAGGAUUUGCUG
Messenger RNA from Exaiptasia diaphana, 680 nucleotides. RefSeq names its product fibropellin-1. Gene Ontology annotation, molecular function: calcium ion binding. Gene Ontology annotation, cellular component: protein-containing complex; plasma membrane. The record is from RefSeq and is a predicted model, not a curated record. Lineage: Eukaryota; Metazoa; Cnidaria; Anthozoa; Actiniaria; Aiptasiidae. Gene Ontology annotation, biological process: establishment or maintenance of epithelial cell apical/basal polarity; heterophilic cell-cell adhesion.